Messenger RNA from Spea bombifrons (plains spadefoot toad), 1815 nucleotides. RefSeq names its product cysteine rich secretory protein LCCL domain containing 1 (gene CRISPLD1). Bases 57 to 1601 code for a protein of 514 amino acids. The record is from RefSeq and is a predicted model, not a curated record. Lineage: Eukaryota; Metazoa; Chordata; Amphibia; Anura; Pelobatidae. The transcript has 14 exons. Gene Ontology annotation, cellular component: extracellular region.
AGCCUGGAAUUACCAUCUUUUUGGAGCUGAAACCCAAAUCCAUAAGGACCCUUAUAAUGACUUGGAGAGCAGAAGAGUGGCUUAGAGUGACCGUCUUCCUAUUUAUAGCUCAAACAGUUGUUGCGAUGGUUAUUCCUAAUGCCACACAAUUAGAAGGGCUUCUGGAAAAAUACAUGGAUGAAGAUGGUGAAUGGUGGGUUGCAAAACAGAGAGGAAAACGAGCCAUAAUGGAAAGUGAUAUGAAAUUAAUCUUGGAUCUGCACAACAAAUUACGAGGUGAAGUUUAUCCACCUGCUUCUAACAUGGAGUAUAUGGUGUGGGAUGUUGAGUUGGAAAGAUCUGCAGAACAUUGGGCAGAAGCUUGUUUAUGGGAACAUGGCCCUGCAAACUUGCUUCCAUCUAUCGGACAGAACUUAGGGGCUCACUGGGGGAGGUACAGGCCACCAACUUACCAUGUCCAGGCUUGGUACGAUGAAGUAAGGGACUACACAUAUCCAUAUCCACAAGAAUGUAACCCAUACUGUCCAUUUAGGUGCUCUGGUCCGGUUUGCACACAUUAUACACAGGUUGUGUGGGCAACAAGUAGCAGAAUUGGCUGUGCCAUAAACCUGUGCCAUAAUAUGAAUAUUUGGGGUCAGAUCUGGCCCAAAGCUGUGUAUUUAGUGUGCAAUUAUUCACCAAAGGGAAAUUGGUGGGGCCAUGCUCCUUAUAAACAUGGCCGCCCUUGCUCUAGUUGUCCACCAAGCUUUGGAGGAGGCUGCAGGGACAAUCUUUGUUAUAAAGAUGGUUCUGAUUUACAUUAUCUGAUUCCGGAACCCGAGGAAGAGACCAAUGAGAUUGAGAGACAGCGUUCAAAUGUACUGGAUACAACAUCCCAAAGCAGAGCUAGAACCCAUUCCCCUACCUCUUCAACCAGGACAGAUUCUUAUGAUAACAAUGAAGUUGUCAGUACAGAACAAAUGUCACAAAUUGUGUCCUGUGAAGUUCGAUUAAGAGAUCAAUGUAAAGGAACGACUUGCAACAGAUAUGAAUGUUCAGCUGGUUGUUUAGAGAACAGUGCCAAGGUCAUUGGAACAGUACAUUAUGAAAUGCAAUCAAGCAUUUGCAAAGCUGCUAUACAUUCUGGUGUGAUAGACAAUGACGGAGGAUGGGUUGAUGUCACAAGACAAGGACGAAAAAAUUAUUUCAUUAAAUCAUUAAGGAAUGGUGUACAGUCAAUUGGGAAAUACCAAUCUGCAAAUUCGUUUACUGUCUCCAAAGUAUUGUUUCAAGCCGUGACAUGUGAAACAACGGUGGAGCAGCUGUGUCCAUUUGAGCCACCAGCUUCACACUGCCCUAGGGUCUACUGUCCACGUAACUGUGCCCAAGCCAGCCCACAUUAUGCACGUGUAUUUGGAACCCGGAUUUACAGUGAUAUUUCGAGCAUCUGUAAGGCAGCAUUACACGCAGGCGUAGUCCGCAACCAUGAAGGAGGCUAUGUGGAUAUCAUGCCAGUCGAUAAAAAGAAACAUUAUUUUGCAUCAAUUCAAAAUGGAAUAAGUUCUGAAAGUUUACACAACCCACUGGGAACCAAAGCAUUUAGAAUAUUUGCUGUAAUAUGAGUACGACUAAAAGAAGAAUAUGAAAAUAUGAAUACUCAAAAUCAAAGUUUAUGUUUUAAAGUCUGUAAAGCUAUAUUGUUGUACAGAAGAUAAUAUCUACAUUAUGUUAAUUCAGAAUAGGUUUGUAACUUCUAAAGAGCAGAAUUCAGAUGUAUGGCAUAUGGAAUAAUCUGUCAUGAAAAUUGUGUUGGUUUAGACCAAUACGUAUCAAAAA